AUGGCCGACUUCUUCACGCCAGCCCCCGCACCUCCCACGGAGCUCGGUCGCUACAGGAUCCUGUCUUCGACCGCAGGUGUGCGAGUUUCCCCGUUGCAGCUCGGCGCCAUGAGCAUUGGCGAAGCAUGGAAGGACUUCAUGGGGAGCAUGAACAAGGAGCAAUCUUUCAAAUUGCUGGAUGCGUAUUUUGAGGCGGGCGGGAAUUUCAUCGACACGGCGAACAACUACCAAAGCGAAGAGUCGGAAAAGUGGAUUGGAGAAUGGAUGGAAAGCCGCGGCAACCGAGACCAGAUCGUGAUUGCGACCAAGUACACCACGCCAUACCGCAACUACGAGAUCGGACCCCGACAACCCAAGGGAGCGCCGCAGACGGUCAACUACAGCGGCAACUCGAGGAGGAGUCUCCACGUCAGCGUGCGAGACUCGCUGAAGAAGCUACGCACCGACUACAUCGACCUCCUGUACCUGCACUGGUGGGACCACACCACGUCGAUCGAGGAGAUCAUGGACUCGCUGGACGUGCUGGUCAAGCAGGGCAAAGUGCUGUACCUGGGCAUCUCGGACAGCCCGGCGUGGGUGGUCAGCGCGGCCAACGAGUACGCGCGGGCGCACGCCAAAACCCCCUUCAGCGUCUACCAGGGCCGGUGGAACGUGAUGCUGCGCGACUUCGAGCGCGACAUCAUCCCUAUGGCCCGCCACUACGGCAUGGCCCUGGCCCCGUGGGACGUCCUGGGCGGCGGCAAGUUCCAGACCAAAAAGGCCCUCGAGGAGCGCCGCCAGCAAGGCGAAGGCCUGCGUGCCAUCCGCAACGCCGGCGAGCAGUCCGACGUCGAGGCCAAAGUCAGCGAGGCCCUCGAAAAGGUCGCCGCCGAGCUGGACGGCGACUACUCCAUCACCGCCGUUGCCUUGGCCUACGUGUUCAGCAAGACCACCAAUGUCUUCCCCAUCGUCGGUGGUCGAAAGGUCGAGCAUCUCAAGGACAACAUCAAGGCCCUGAGCAUCAAGCUCACCGACAAGCAGAUCCAGCAGCUGGAAAGUGUCGUGCCUUUUGAGCCUGGCUUCCCUAGCAACAUGAUUGGUCCGGACCCUAAGGUCACUGGUCAGACUACCGGGCUGUUGGCUACAAGUGCACAGCUUGCUUUUGAACUGCCUCCUAAACCAACUGGCCACGAAUAA
Molecule: messenger RNA, 1176 nt
Organism: Capronia epimyces CBS 606.96
Lineage: Eukaryota; Fungi; Ascomycota; Eurotiomycetes; Chaetothyriales; Herpotrichiellaceae
Product: aryl-alcohol dehydrogenase AAD14
Exons: 2
Coding region: 1-1176 (391 amino acids)
Source: RefSeq, a predicted model, not a curated record